This is a messenger RNA of Solanum stenotomum, 598 nucleotides long. RefSeq names its product NADH dehydrogenase [ubiquinone] 1 beta subcomplex subunit 7. NCBI's taxonomy places the organism in Eukaryota, Viridiplantae, Streptophyta, Magnoliopsida, Solanales, Solanaceae. The coding region runs from base 89 to 391 and encodes 100 amino acids. The transcript is spliced from 2 exons. Gene Ontology annotation, cellular component: mitochondrion. The record is from RefSeq and is a predicted model, not a curated record.
CACAACAGCAAAUCUCUAGAGCGAUCGAAAAGAGGAGAAAAUUCGCCGAGAAAAAUCCCAAAAUCGAACAACGAAAGUCAAUUUGGCAAUGGAGGUUCCCGGUUCAUCGAAGAAGAUGAUCGCAACACAAGAAGAAAUGGUGGAAAACAAAGUGCCAUUAGCAUAUAGGGAUCAGUGCGCACACCUUUUGAUCCCUUUGAACAAGUGUCGGCAAUCGGAAUUUUAUCUUCCAUGGAAGUGCGAGGAUGAACGCCAUACAUAUGAAAAGUGUGCGUAUGAGCUUGUUAUGGAACGGAUGCUUCAGAUGCAGAAAAUCCGUGAAGAGGAAGCACGAAUGAAGCAAAAGGGACAUCAAUCCAUUCCUCUCAUUCCUAAGACUGCUAAUGUCUAGUUUUUUCCAUCAUCUAGGAAGAUGAAAAAAUUGUCAAGGUCUCCAGAAACCAAGAAAAUUGUCAAAUACUAGUUGGUGGAUUUGUAUUUGAAGUUGAUUUCUGUUGAGUGAUAAAGAUGGUGAACUAUUUGUAACCUCUACCUGAAUGCAAAUAAUGUUUUCUCAUCAACAGUUUUUAUGCUAUUCUAAAACCAGUUUGAUAUUUUU